This is a messenger RNA of Penicillium daleae, 1047 nucleotides long. RefSeq names its product BTB/POZ domain-containing protein. NCBI's taxonomy places the organism in Eukaryota, Fungi, Ascomycota, Eurotiomycetes, Eurotiales, Aspergillaceae. The coding region runs from base 1 to 1047 and encodes 348 amino acids. The record is from RefSeq and is a predicted model, not a curated record. The transcript has 3 exons. Gene Ontology annotation, molecular function: protein binding.
AUGUCGAAGAGAAAGCUCGAGGAAGACACGCUUGGAUCUGAAGGGAUAAAUCCAGAUUUCAAGCGGAAAAACGACGCCAUGGACCGAAUCGCAGAACAAGCGUAUACUAGCGCAGAGUACAGCGACAUGACGAUAAUUUGCGGUAACGUGGUGUUCCACGCUCAUAAGCUGAUUGUCUGUCCCCAAUCUGAAUACUUCAAAAAGGCCUGUUCCAGUGGUUUCCAGGAAGCUACAGAGCCAAUCCGACUCCCCGAUACGGAGCCGGAGUUGAUGAGAAAGGUCUUGGAGUAUCUCUACACUGGCACAUAUACCCUUGACUUCGAGAAAUCAGAUGGAUGCGACACGUCCCAUGCACCCAAUAAAGGCAACACGAAAAUGGUUCAGUCCGACUCGGUAUCGCACUCAGCAUCGAGCAGCGGAAGAGGCCAGCUUGGGCCAUUCGAAGAAUCUUCUACAAAAUUUGUUUCUGGACCGGAUUCUGAGCCCAAUAGGCUUCGGCGUGAGUCUGUUCCGACCCACUCCCAAGCGAAUUCCUCCAACCCAGGUGAUCAAAUCGCGGAUACCUGGUCCAGUGCAAGGGACUCUGACGGCAAGUUUGUAGCUUCCUGCAUCGCAAACCCAGCAUACUUUCAUCUUCGCAUGUAUGCAGCUGCCGAUUACUUCAUAAUCGGUGGUCUCUGCAUAAUAGCGGAAGCCGAAUUCUAUGGUGCAUUCGCAAAGAAUCCCACGCAGGAGACGCAGGAGAUGCUUGAACAAUCUAUCAAAGAGAUCUAUUCCGAUCGAGCUGACUAUUGUGGCCUGAGAGAUAUUGUUCUCCGCAAGCUUAUGAAGCUCAUUCGAGGCCCCGAGACUGACAAUCUCUCGCUUUUGUCCUCUGACUUCCUGCAGUCUGUCCCCAAGUUCACCACCGACCUGUGCCUGGAGCUCCUCACAUUGGCUAAUCGUCCACUUCUAAAUGUUUCCCAGAGAGCUUCAAAGGAUAAGCGUACUGGCUCUGUGCGUCGCGCUCCUCGAGUGGCCAAUCGCCCACUUCCAGACGUCUCCUAG